Molecule: messenger RNA, 714 nt
Organism: Loa loa (African eye worm)
Lineage: Eukaryota; Metazoa; Nematoda; Chromadorea; Rhabditida; Onchocercidae
Exons: 5
Coding region: 1-714 (237 amino acids)
Cellular component (GO): membrane
Source: RefSeq, a predicted model, not a curated record
AUGCUAUCAUCAUCAAAAUCAUUAUUAGCACGAAUAAUAGGCAGUUUAGUAAAUGGACCAUAUUUUGGAUCAGUUUUUGCGCAUUUCUUUAUUAGCUUUAAUCGAUUUUGUGCUGUUGUAUAUCCAAUGAAAUAUAAUCGAUUAUGGUCAAAAUCAAAGGCUACUAUUGCUGGAAUUUUUUCAUGGCUACUUGGAACAUUCAUAUCUAUCGGAAACUUAUGCGAAGAUUGUUCGCUUAUAUUCAAUCAAAAUUCAAGUUAUCGCUUUUUUUACGAUAAUUCUUAUUACGGUCAAAUUUGCAGCAAUAUUGAUAGUGCAAUAUCAAUCAUUGCAAUAACAAUCAUGGCAUGCACUGAUUCCAUUACAUUGAUUAAAAUACUUGCUUAUCGUGCAACAAUGCGAGAAAAUACGACAACAUCAACUGAUAAUGCUAUCAAUCAACGAGAGGUGUUAUUCUUUAAACAGUCAUGUAUGGUUAACUUCAUUUACAUCGUAUGCGUUCUUUUAUUCAUGGCUCAAUCAUUUCUGUUUACGAAUAAAUGGUUGUUAUUUUUAACAAGUACAAUUUUAUGGAUUCUAUUGCAAUCAGUGGAUGGAAUAGCUUUUCUAAUUAUCAAUCGUAAGAUGAUUUGGAAGACGAGUAUCUGUGGGAGAUCGUCAAUAGUAGCACCAGCGACGACCACUUAUCGGCUUCAAACCACCAUAAGACAUUGA